This is a messenger RNA of Oryza sativa Japonica Group (Japanese rice), 2288 nucleotides long. Its product is annotated as pyridoxine/pyridoxamine 5'-phosphate oxidase 1, chloroplastic. The record is from RefSeq and is a predicted model, not a curated record. NCBI's taxonomy places the organism in Eukaryota, Viridiplantae, Streptophyta, Magnoliopsida, Poales, Poaceae. Gene Ontology annotation, molecular function: pyridoxamine phosphate oxidase activity; NAD(P)HX epimerase activity; FMN binding. Gene Ontology annotation, biological process: pyridoxine biosynthetic process.
GGUGGGCAACUGGGGCGACGAUGCUGACCGUGGCGGCUUCCGCACUCCGCAACAACAAAAAAUCCACCGCCGCGGCCUGCUUCUCCCUUGCUAUGCCCUUCCUCCUCUCCUCCCCCACCCCUCCUCCCCCACCUCACUCCUCCUCUCUCCCCCGGAGCCCUAGCCCUCGCCCUCGCCUCCCGCUCCCGCCACCCCGCCGCGCCGCCCUCGUCACCGCCGCGCAGGACCCUCGGUGGCGGCGGGCCAUGGCGUCGCUGGCCGUCUCGGCGUCCGCGUCGGCGUCGGGGGAGGAGGUGACGCACCUCGCGCAGCGGGAGGCGGCGGAGAUCGACGAGCAGCUCAUGGGCCCGCUCGGCUUCAGCGUCGACCAGCUCAUGGAGCUUGCGGGGCUUAGCGUUGCGGCGGCGGUUGCGGAGGUUUACAAGUUGGGUGAACAUACAAGGGUGCUAGUAAUCUGUGGUCCAGGAAAUAAUGGUGGUGAUGGUCUGGUAGCUGCUCGUCAUCUUCAUCACUUUGGGUACAAGCCUUCUGUAUGUUAUCCAAAACGCACGCCCAAGCCUCUGUAUUCUGGCCUUUGUACUCAGCUUGAAUCACUAACAAUCCCUUUCGUUCCUGUUGAAGACCUACCUGCAAAUUUAUCGGAGGAGUUUGACAUCAUUAUUGAUGCAAUGUUUGGUUUUUCGUUUCAUGGAACACCAAGACCACCAUUUGAUGAUCUUAUCAACAGGCUUGUUUCACUGAGUGCUAUUGAUAAUUCUGCUAAAAGACCAGCAAUUGUUUCUGUUGAUAUCCCUUCGGGGUGGCACGUUGAAGAGGGAGAUAUCAAUGGAGGAGGGUUUAAACCUGAUAUGCUGGUAUCAUUGACUGCACCAAAGCUCUGUGCAAAAAAAUUUACCGGUCCACACCAUUUUCUUGGGGGUAGAUUUGUUCCCCCACCUAUUGUGAGCAAAUAUAAGCUUCAUCUUCCUCCAUAUCCCGGUACCUCAAUGUGUGUGAGAAUUGGAAAAGCUCCAUCUGUUGACAUUUCAUCUCUAAGAGAAAAUUACAUCUCCCCUGAACUUCUCGAGAAUCAGGUGAUGCCUGAUCCAUUUGAUCAGUUCGUUAGAUGGUUUGAUGAAGCUGUUACUGCUGGUCUACGUGAACCAAAUGCUAUGGCUUUAACAACUGCCGAUAAGGAGGGAAAACCUUCGUCAAGAAUGGUUCUUUUAAAGGGUGUUGAUAAGCAGGGAUUUGUUUGGUAUACAAAUUAUGGUAGCCAGAAGGCACAUGAUUUAUCUGAGAAUCCAAAUGCCGCUCUGCUUUUCUACUGGAAUGAGAUGAACCGGCAGGUAAGAGUAGAAGGUUCUGUUCAGAAGGUUCCAGAAGAAGAAUCUGAGAAGUAUUUCCACAGCCGCCCACGAGGGAGUCAACUUGGUGCAAUAGUCAGCAAGCAGAGCACUAUCAUUCCUGGAAGGGAAGUUCUUCAGCAGGCGUACAAGGAAUUGGAACAAAAGUAUUCUGAUGGCAGCGUGAUCCCAAAACCUGAUUACUGGGGUGGGUACAGAUUAACACCAAAACUUUUUGAGUUCUGGCAAGGCCAACAGUCUCGACUGCAUGACCGGCUUCAGUAUUCACUGCGAGAAGUAGAUAGGAGCACAGUAUGGCACAUCGAGAGGUUGUCCCCUUGACUAGUAACCCCAUCCCAGCUCUUUGGUAAUAAAAAGGAUCUCAUCUUAUUAUCAAGAAUCAAAUCUUAUCCCAGCUGCAAGGAGUCCCAAUUGCUCGAUGAUGUUAGUGCCAUGAUUAGGUCGCGUGUUUGAGACUGUGAGUGCCUGAAGCUCUGCUUUUUGACAUGCCCUUCACACAUCUGAUGUUCUCUGAAGCACAGAGUGGAUGAAUCCAUGAAGGCCCUUCUCUUGGUCAUAAGAUUUUUCUGUAAAUGCCAUUAAAUUUUAACCGUCCUGUAGAAAGAAUUAUGAUGAGAAUCUCAUUAUCUCAGCCUGGAGAAGACUGUUGGACAUAGGUCGACAUCGUAGUAUAUCGAAGAAAUAAUGUUCUGGGAGGAAAUAAGUAUUUAUCAGCAUCAAGCAUAUAAGUCAAUAAAGUUGUGUGCUGCAAUGGCAUUGUCUGCUUUACCAGUUUGCUGCUAGCUAAUAGGGCUUUGCGUGUUGCGUCUGUGCCUAUUAUGAUAGAUAAGGCUGUAUGUUUUGGGUCAUUCACUCUGGUGUAAGCAUCGUCGUGCAGUUGCACAAUCACUGAGAUUACUAGUAACUCUGGCAAGUUUGGUAGUAUUGGAGGUAUUGAGAUUA